AGGAAGAAGUACUUAAGUGCUUAGGUUUCUAUCGAGAAGUUAGCGUAUCUAGCACGUUGAUCAUCAUCUUCAUGUACAUAAAGCGGCCUUAUCUAGGUGUCACGUGGUCCCUAGAUCCUUGACUGAGUCGAAGCGGUACCAUGUAUUCUUUGCGGUGUUUAUUUCUGCAGAAUAUCAUCUUUAGUAUGUGUGAUGAAACUGUAUUGCAGAUACAACUGCGGACGAUUGGAUUCUGCUACCAAUCACUCUGCAGAGACGUUGUGGUGUUUUAGUUCGCGAUGGUAAAACAUGAUAGUACUACUUUGAAACCUGCUACCUUGAGCCUUGUCUUCGCUCUGAUCCUGUGAAAGGCCAAAAAUGACAAAUGCUACGGCGGACCUGACCUUGUACGACAUUCUGGAGGUGCACCAUGAUGCAGACACGAAAACCAUCACGCAACAGCACCGAAAGCAGGCUCUCCGGUGGCACCCGGACAAGCACCGAAAAGAAGACCGAACCACAGCCCAAAAACGCUUUCUCCGCAUCCAGGAGGCCUAUGAGGUAAGUACAUAAGUACAUGUCGCAAGAAAAAACUUGCGUCUCUAGCGACGUGAUGUACGAUUUCCAAGCUAAGUCUGAGUACUGUACUUUUUCUGUUGAUGAAGGGAAUGCAUGCGCAGUUGGACGAUGAGGGAAGAUGCAAUUUCAUUAUCAGGUGCUGACAAGCGACCGCCUGCGGCACCUGUAUGAUUCUUUUCUGGAUGCGCGCUGGAGUGGCGAGGUCCCCGCCGAAAUGACCUGGGGUGAAUUCCGGGAGCGGACCGAAGGCAGCACGGAUUUGGCCACCGGCGAGUCGGUCGCGGAGCAGCUGGUGCGCACUAAAAAGGAGCGGGACGAGCGCACCGCGGCGCCCUCGCUGGACGACUUGCGCCUGCUCGGCUACGCGACGGGUGGGUUUCUGCUGGGCAGCUAUUUGGUGUACAAACUCUUCCUGGAAGAGGCGUACUGGCUCGCAUCCGCCAACUUCUGGCAGAGCCUGGAGUGGGCCGAGGUGACGCUGCCCUUGUCCUUCGACCUGGGUAACAUGAUGGCUAUGCGGCGCAUCUCGGCGCAGUUGUCAGCCUUGGUGAAGUACUCCUCCACGCUCGGGGGCAACGCGGACGCGACCAACGUUCUGUUCGGGAACCUGGUGCCGCAGGACAUGAUCGGUCGCCUGCACGAAACCGCCACGGCUCUGCACCAGCGGUCGUCGAGAAUAAACGCAAACGCGGCUUCCGCAGCGCCGUUGGUGUUCGCCGCGACAACCGCAGACACAACAGCCAGCGACGGCAGUUACAACAGCAUUCUCGCGCAGGCCGGCUCCACCCCGGCGCUCACCGUGGAUCUGCUGGCCCUCGGCAAGAAACUGUACUUGCCCUACCUGGGGCCUUUUCAGUCCUGGCUCCGGACUCAGGUCACUUUCGCCAAUCGCGUCCUGGUCAAGAAUUUCAGCACGCUUGAAGGCUAUCUCUGGAUGGACUAG
Amoebophrya sp. A120 is the source of this 1501-nucleotide messenger RNA. NCBI's taxonomy places the organism in Eukaryota, Dinophyceae, Syndiniales, Amoebophryaceae. The record is from the annotation of a GenBank genome assembly.